AUGAAUCGUGUUUCUAUUGAAGAGGAUGAAGUACUCAACAUGGUGCUACAACGAGCUCUCCUGGCGCCUAAACAAGAAGGGCAAAGAAAUCAUAUAUUUCGCUCCUUAUGUUCUGUUGACAACAAUGUGUGUACACUGAUUGUGGACAGUGGUAGCUGUGAGAAUUUUGUGUCACAAAAGUUGGUUGAUUAUUUAAAACUUCUGAUAGAGAAACGUACAGAUCCUUAUAUAUUGGGUUGGGUGAAGAAAUGCCUGUCGGUGAAAGUGACAAAAGUAUGCAAGAUUCCUCUUUCUAUCGGUAAACAUUACAAACAUGAGAUUUGGUGUGAUGUAAUUGACAUGGAUGCCAGCCAUGUAUUACUGGGAAGGCCAUGGCAGUUUGAUGUUGAUGCUACCCAUAAAGGUCGUGAUAAUGUAUUUUUCUUUGAGUGGGGCUCUCGCAAAAUUGCUCUUGCUCCUAUUAAUCAAUCUGGAAAAUUAGAAAACCCACAAGUUGGGAGUUCAAAUUUUCUAGCUAUCUCCAGGAAUAGCCACGAGUUUGAAGACAUUAUUAAAGAAGUUGGGUGCAUGUAUCCAGUUGUACUUAAGGGUCUCAUGGUGACAGAUGUUGCUGCAAGCCACCUUCUUGAAGAAGUGCAGGAAAUUUUGAGAAAGUUUGAAGAUUUGAUUUCUGAAGAUUUACCGGAACAACUUCCUCCUAUGCGAGAUAUUCAACAUCAGAUUGAUUUAGUCCCUAGAGCAAGCCUUCCUAACCUACCCCAUUAUCGGAUGAAUCCGAAAGAAAAUGCAAUCUUGAAGGAGAAGAUUGAAGAGCUGCUGAAAAAGGGAUUUAUUCGUGAAAGUAUGAGUCCUUGUGCAGUUCCCGUCUUAUUAGUGCCAAAAAAGGAUAACACUUGGCAUAUGUGUGUUGAUAGUAGAGCCAUUAAUAAGAUCACCAUCAAGUAUAGGUUUCCAAUUCCACGGUUGAAGGAUAUGCUGGAUGUUCUUGAGGGUUCUAAGGUGUUUUCGAAAAUUGAUUUGCGCAGUGGUUAUCAUCAUAUUCGAAUUAAACCAGGAGAUGAAUGGAAGACGGCCUUUAAAAGCAAGGAUGGUCUGUAUGAAUGGCUGGUAAUGCCAUUCAGAUUAUCAAAUGCACCAAGUACUUUCAUGCGACUUAUGAACCAGGUUUUGCGUCCUUUUACUGGGUCAUUUGUUGUUGUGUAUUUUGAUGAUAUCUUGAUUUAUAGUAAAACCAAAGAAGAGCAUUUAUUGCACUUGAGACAAGUUCUGGAUGUUCUGGAAAAGAAUAAACUUUAUAUUAAUUUGAAGAAGUGCACAUUCCUUACAAGUAAGUUGCUGUUUUUGGGUUAUAUUGUUAGCAAAGAUGGAUUUCAUGUGGAUCAAGACAAGGUACGUGCAAUUAGAGAAUGGCCUACUCCAAAAACCGUAAGUGAGUUGCGUAGAAAGUUUCAAUGGGGUGAAGCACAAGACAGGAGUUUUGCAUUGAUUAAAGAAAAGCUUAGCACUGCACCGGUUUUAGCUCUUCCCAAUUUCGAGAAGAUAUUCGAGGUCGAAUAUGAUGCAAGCGGAUUGGGCGUGGGAGCUGUGUAGUCUCAAGAAAAAAAGCCAGUGGCAUUCUUCAGUGAAAAGUUGAGUGAAGCCCGUAAAAAGUGGAGUACUUAUGAUCAGGAAUUUUAUGCGGUCGUGCGUGCUUUGAAGCAGUGGGAGCAUUAUCUAGUGCAACAAGAAUUCAUCCUUUAUACUGAUCAUCAAGCUUUGAAGUUCAUCAACAACCAGAAGAGUGUGAGUAAAAUGCAUGUAAGAUGGGCCAUUUUCCUUCAAAAGUUUCCUUUUGUGAUUAAGCAUAAAUCUGGAUCUCUCAAUCGUGUUGCUGAUGCUUUGAGUCGGAGAGCUAACUUGUUGAUUACUUUAGCACAAGAGAUUGUGGGGUUUGAGUUUUUAAAAGAGUUAUAUGAAGCUGAUUUUGAUUUCAAAGAAGUUUAG
Messenger RNA from Pyrus x bretschneideri (Chinese white pear), 1983 nucleotides. Its product is annotated as transposon Tf2-1 polyprotein. The record is from RefSeq and is a predicted model, not a curated record. Lineage: Eukaryota; Viridiplantae; Streptophyta; Magnoliopsida; Rosales; Rosaceae.